Messenger RNA from Zea mays, 1471 nucleotides. RefSeq names its product nuclear transcription factor Y subunit C-2. Gene Ontology annotation, cellular component: nucleus. Gene Ontology annotation, molecular function: RNA polymerase II cis-regulatory region sequence-specific DNA binding; protein heterodimerization activity; DNA-binding transcription factor activity, RNA polymerase II-specific. Gene Ontology annotation, biological process: regulation of transcription by RNA polymerase II. NCBI's taxonomy places the organism in Eukaryota, Viridiplantae, Streptophyta, Magnoliopsida, Poales, Poaceae. The transcript is spliced from 2 exons. The record is from RefSeq and is marked validated. The coding region runs from base 438 to 1205 and encodes 255 amino acids.
AAACUCACUUUUUAGGUUGCAAGGCAGUCAUUUGCACAACCACGGUCCGUUUCCAUGGCGACCCGCUCUCUGCCACCGACGCCCGGGCCCGCGGCCCAAACACCACCUGGACGGCUUGGGCCCCAGUACGGACCGGAUUGAGGCCUGGCCUGGACCCGGAAGCACCAGGUGGUGCUGCCAAUGGGACGCACGCUUUCGCUCCGAGGAGAAUUUAAGAACCGAGUAGGCAGACAGGGAAGGCUAGGAGGGGACUAGGGGAGAGAGAGAGGGGGAAGGCCAAGAAGAGGCUUCCUCUCCCCCCAUUCUCCAAUCCGUGCCCUAGUCGAGCCAGCCGCGAGGAAGGAGGCGUCUCGCCUAGCGCCCGCCCGUCGGCCGACCUUCUGCUGCACCUUCGAACUCUGGAAAGAUCAUAGAUUUUUGGGCAAUAGCAAGUGGACAUGGAACCAUCCUCUCAGCCUCAGCCUGCGAUGGGUGUCGCCGCCGGUGGGUCACAAGUGUAUCCUGCGUCUGCCUACCCGCCUGCAGCAACAGUAGCUCCUCCUGCUGUUGCAUCUGCUGGUUUACAGUCAGUGCAACCAUUCCCAGCCAACCCUGCCCAUAUGAGUGCUCAGCACCAGAUUGUCUACCAACAAGCUCAACAGUUCCACCAACAGCUCCAGCAGCAGCAACAGCAGCAGCUUCAGCAGUUCUGGGUCGAACGCAUGACUGAAAUCGAGGCAACAGCUGAUUUCAGGAACCACAACUUGCCACUUGCGAGGAUAAAGAAGAUCAUGAAGGCCGACGAAGAUGUCCGCAUGAUCUCAGCCGAAGCUCCCGUGGUCUUCGCAAAAGCUUGCGAGAUAUUCAUACUGGAGCUGACGCUGAGGUCGUGGAUGCACACCGAGGAGAACAAGCGCCGCACCUUGCAGAAGAACGACAUUGCCGCAGCCAUCACCAGGACCGACAUUUACGACUUCUUGGUCGACAUUGUUCCCAGGGAUGAGAUGAAGGACGACGGAAUCGGGCUUCCUAGGCCCGGGCUGCCACCCAUGGGAGCCCCAGCUGACGCAUAUCCAUACUACUACAUGCCACAGCAGCAGGUGCCUGGUCCUGGGAUGGUUUAUGGCGCCCAGCAAGGCCACCCGGUGACGUAUCUGUGGCAGGAUCCUCAGGAACAGCAGGAGCAAGCUCCUGAAGAGCAGCAGUCUCUGCAUGAAAGGGACUGAGGAUGUCGCUCAAGCUAUCACCUGAUUUUUCAGAGCUCUCAUUUUAGGUUCUCUAAACUGCAGGUUUUCGUUGGCUAAUAUCGUUGGGUAUCAAACUGAAACAGGUAGGGUGUAGCAUCAUGGUAGUUUGAUUUCUGCUGUGGUGUUAGUUGGAGGGAUAAUGAUUAGCGGCUAGUGGAUUAAAGUUACCCAUACCGUUUCCUUUCGUUCCAAAAGUUCGCCUUCAUGAGGCCUCUGAUAUGAAAAAUGCUGGGUGUUAAUGCUUC